UUGUGCACUUCACUGUAAAGUCAACUCCUCAAGUAAGAUGGCAAAGAGUGUGGCAGUGAUCCUCUCUGGGUGUGGUGUGUAUGAUGGCACAGAAGUCCAUGAGGCGUCUGCUGUAAUGGUACACCUGAGUCGGGCAGGUGCCAAGGUUUCAAUGUUUGCACCUGAUACUGAGAUGAUGCAUGUGGUGAACCACUGUGAGGGUAAACCUGUGACGGACAAAAGGAAUGUAAUGCAGGAGAGCGCCCGUAUCGCCCGUGGAGACAUCACUGACCUGGCCGAACUAGAUGUCUCUGCUUUUGAUGCGCUCAUCAUUCCAGGUGGGUUUGGUGUGGCUAAAAACCUGAGUGACUGGGCCACCAAAGGCAAGGAGUAUUCAAUCAAACCCCAGGUGGAGAAGAUCAUCAAAGGUUUCCAUCAGGCAGGCAAGCCCAUGGGAAUGUGCUGUAUCUCCCCCGUACUCGCAGCUAAAGCUAUUCCAGGAUGUGAGCUCACCGUGGGCCAUGACAAGGAGUGCGAGAUGUGGCCGUAUGCUCAGGUUGCAAAAUCCAUGGCAGAACUGGGGUGCAAGCACUUGAAUAAGAAUGUUGGCGAGGUGCAUGUUGAUAAGAAGAACAAAUUGGUGACUACCAGCGCAUUCAUGUGCAAUGCUCCCAUCCAUGAGAUCUUUGAUGGUGUGGGUGUCAUGGUCAAAGAAGUUCUCAAACUAGCCUAACCUUGUCAUUUCAACUAUCUAAUAUAAAUAUGUCUAUAUAUUCCAGUCUUUUAACCCAUAAAGGUUACAUAUGUGUCACAAUUUAUAUCUCGCAAAAAUGGUGAGACCAGUUCAUGUUCACUAAAGGAACAAUAAUGUAAAUUAUUUAAUAGAAAAACCUUUUGUAGGUCUUCUACACUGACUGUCAGUGUUUGUUUUUGUGAUAUUAUACCAGUAAAGUUUCCAGAGUUUCUAAAAACCCUUCCUUGUUCAUGAUUUCAUUUAAAGUCAGUAAUUAUUGUUCAUAUCACAAGAGAUUUUUAUAUAAUAUUUGGUCUUUCGCCAAUAAUGCUGAUAUGUUUUUAUUGUUGUUCUCACUGGGAUUCUAAAUACAAUUAUUAUUUAAUUAUUUAUUUUUACAGACAAUUUACAAUCAUAUUUAACCAAACUACACAAUGAUGACUCUAAGACUUUAUAGAUAUUACAGUUUCAUUUUCUGUUAAUGCAUGAUUUUCUGUAAAGCUGCUGUGAUUCACAAUGUGUGUUGUGAAAAGCGCUACACAAAUAAAAAUGACUUGGCUUGACUUAAAUAUUGAGAGAGGAGAAAUUAAAAACACGAAUACUGUAUUUCUUUAA
Myxocyprinus asiaticus (Chinese sucker) is the source of this 1327-nucleotide messenger RNA. RefSeq lists its product as uncharacterized. Lineage: Eukaryota; Metazoa; Chordata; Actinopteri; Cypriniformes; Catostomidae. The transcript has 5 exons. The coding region runs from base 38 to 712 and encodes 224 amino acids. The record is from RefSeq and is a predicted model, not a curated record.